Messenger RNA from Rotaria socialis, 537 nucleotides. NCBI's taxonomy places the organism in Eukaryota, Metazoa, Rotifera, Eurotatoria, Philodinida, Philodinidae. The record is from the annotation of a GenBank genome assembly.
AUGACUGCUGCUACUAUGUCGACCAUAUAUGUUGCUUUAGUUAUUGCCACUAUAUGCCAACUUGGCACUAUGGGUGAAGAGGACAAAAAACGUACACUUGAUUCAUUGUCAGGCUCGGAUUUCUUUAAAAAAAGUCUUGAUAGUCUUUCUGGGAAUGACUUUUUCAAACGUGAAGAUGAAAAACGAACACUUGAUUCUCUUUCCGGUUCGGACUUCUUCAAGAAAAGUCUUGAUUCACUUUCGGGCAAUGACUUUUUCAAACGAGAAGAAGAAAAGCGUACUCUAGAUUCUUUGUCAGGUUCAGAUUUUUUCAAGAAGAGUUUAGACUCAUUAUCUGGCAAUGAUUUUUUUAAGAGAAAUUUGGAUUCAUUAGGUGGAAAUGAUUUUUUCAAAAAGAGCUUGGAUUCAUUAUCAGGCAAUGAUUUUUUUAAACGCAAUAUGAAACCAUCAGAAUUUAACAUGCUUUCAGAACGACGUAGUCAUCAUCCAUAUAGAGUACAUGAACGUUUUUCUGUUAUUAACAACCAAGAUAAAUAA